Siniperca chuatsi (mandarin fish) is the source of this 1955-nucleotide messenger RNA. It is a transcript of the gene pdcb, whose product is annotated as phosducin b. Gene Ontology annotation, biological process: regulation of G protein-coupled receptor signaling pathway. Bases 163 to 873 code for a protein of 236 amino acids. The transcript has 4 exons. Lineage: Eukaryota; Metazoa; Chordata; Actinopteri; Centrarchiformes; Sinipercidae. The record is from RefSeq and is a predicted model, not a curated record.
UUGAAAUCUCCAUUAGCCCAAGCUCAUUGGCUGGAAAAGACACACGCAUGCACACAAAAACACAUAGAUAGCUUCAGUGAUCAAGUGUAGACCAGUGCAAGGUUAGCUACUGACACAAAGGGAGGACUUCACUGUGACUGUGGGAGGUAGCUAACCAGAAAAAUGUCUGACAAAAUGAUUGAACUGGAAGAGACCGCAACUCACACAGGUCCAAAAGGAGUCAUCAAUGACUGGAGGAGGUUUAAGUUGGAAAGUAUGGACCAGGAAAACUUACCACCUGCAAAAAAGGAGUUGCUGAGACAAAUGUCAUCCCCAAACAGGUCAAAAGACGACUCCAGAGCAAACCUUAACCGCAAGAUGAGUGUCCAAGAGUAUGAACUGCUUAAGGAGGAGGAUGAGGGCUGUCUAAAGAAAUAUAGAAAACGGUGCAUGCAGGAGAUGCAUGAUAAACUCAGCUUUGGGCCCAAGUUUGAAGGUGUGCAUGACCUGGACAGUGGAGAGGCCUUCCUAGAAGUCAUAGAGAAGGAGCAUUACAGCACAGUGGUGGUUGUCCACAUCUACAAGGUUGGGGUCAAAGGUUGUGAGGAGCUCAACAACUGCCUUGACUGCCUGGCCUCUGAGUACCCCACUGUAAAGUUCUGCAGGAUUGAUGCUGUCGCAUCCGGUGCUUCGGAGCGGUUCUCGGAUGAGGUUUUGCCUACGCUGCUGGUGUACAAAGCUGGAGAACUACUAGGGAACUUCUUGGCCUGCAUGCAGCACCUGAACGAGGAGUUCUUCGCCACUGAUGUGGAGACCUUCCUCAACAGCUAUGGCCUGCUGCCAGAGAAAGAGCUGCCUGGUGUGGAAGAUGAAGAAGAAAAUGAUGUAGAGUAAACAAAGAGUUUGGCUGCUGAGGAAGAAAUAAAGCUGUUCCGGGAGGACAGGAUAGAGACUUAUGAAAGACAAAAUUUGCUACGGCAAAUAGAAAAACCAUAACAUCUCCACUAGCUCACUAGUGUUUGAGGAUUGUUCUCUAAAGGAGAAAUUUUACAUCCAGUUAGCGAAUAAACCUCGAUGUCCCAGAUAUGGGUGCUCUCAAAUAUGGGUGUGGGUUACAGUUAGGUGAGGAGAAACAGCAUUUAUUUAUUUAUGUAAAAAAUAUAUCGCAAAUCACACCACCGAAACAAAAGCCAAAACCAGCUAUCUGUAAUUUAACUAAUUGCAAUGUUAUAUUUUGUAAUUAUAGAAAAUAUUACAUGCUGUAUGUAAAAAAAAAUAUGAAUUGUACAUAAAAAUGUAUUAAUUCAAAGACUUUUUGUAGUAUUUGAUUAGGUUGAUCUAUGUACAAGUUAUUUAUGAAUCUAGGGUUCAUACAAAGUAACAUCCAUAAAUGUGAUAUAAUAUUUAAACACAUGUAUAGCCUACUUGAGGUCUCUGUGUUUUUUUUGUGUGUUUUUUUUUUGUUUUUUUUUGCCAAAAUUGAAAAAACCUUUAAAGAGCUAAACAAAACAGGGGCUCUUAAGACUUAAGAGGCCAAAGCACUCUGGAUGUGGAAACAUUUUUGUGUAAACAUGUCAUCCAACUAUCCAGUCCAACAUUACUUACCCUUACAUCUUAAGCAAAUGUGGUGGGAGGUGCAUUUUGUGUCUGGAAAAAACAUUCAUGAGCCUCUGGUAUUUCACCAUCAUCAGUAUUCAUCAGUGAGGAGUUCAUCCAUUUCUGUAUAUUUUAUAUUGCGAAAUUGGGAGAAAGUCAUGGAAAUAUGCAAAAAGGAAACCAUGGGUCUUGGGUUUUCGUAGUAUGAUAUGACUCAGCCAACGGGUCCUUAACUCAGCACGAUGGUCUAUAUCAUCAGCAUCAGAUUUUGCUAAGGAUUUGGUUACUAUUUUAAACUGUGCACUGGAAUGUGAUGAAGCAUAGCUUAAUAUACAUGUUGUCCAGAAUACAAAUAAGAAUAAAAUUACAUAAAAUAGUGA